Molecule: messenger RNA, 1146 nt
Organism: Verticillium nonalfalfae
Lineage: Eukaryota; Fungi; Ascomycota; Sordariomycetes; Glomerellales; Plectosphaerellaceae
Exons: 1
Coding region: 1-1146 (381 amino acids)
Biological process (GO): regulation of transcription by RNA polymerase II
Molecular function (GO): DNA-binding transcription activator activity, RNA polymerase II-specific
Source: RefSeq, a predicted model, not a curated record
AUGCCCUCGCCGUGCGAAACGUCCUUCUCGUCGUCGCCCGAGCUCCAGCCCUCGCCGGAACCACGCCGGCUGCUCGAGCUCGAGCUCAUGCACCGCUGGUCGACGCACACCUACCUCAUCAUGACAUGCCACCCCGAAGAGUACCCCCUCAUGCAGAACGUCAUGCCGCGCGAGGGGCUCCGCCAUGAUUUCAUCCUGCGCAUCAUGUUCGCCCUGACGUCCCUCGACCUCGCCGUCAACGUCGCCCAGACCGAGGCCGACGCCGCCUCGUACGUCCGCAGCGCCCUCGCCUACCACGACACCGCCACGUCGGCCCUCCACCGCCACGUCGGCGCGCGCACAGCGCACCACGACCGAGACUGGCUCACGCACGUCGCCAUCGCCGCCCACGCCGCCUACCACCUCGCCGUCUUCAGCACGACGCGCGCCGGCGGCACGGCCAGGAGCCGCGUGGCCUCCAUCUUCGCCCUCUGGUCGCAGGCCGCCACGUCCGGCGGCGGCGGCGGCGGCGCCACCGCCGCCGCGGGCCUCGACGCCCUGCUCGCCGCGAGCCCCGCCACCGCCCUGCAGAGCCUCCUCCGCCUGCCCGCGAGCAUCGACGCCUGCGACGCCGCGACGCGCGCGCCCCUCGCCCGCCUCUACGCCGUCAACGACGCCCUGCACGAGCCUGCCGCCUACUACCCCGACAGCCAGAAGCCCGCACGUGCGGCCCUCCUCCACGCCGAGCUCCUCCACGCCGAGCAGCAGCAGCCGCCGCUCUCCCGGCACGAGAUGUACCGGCGCGCCGUGUUUCAUCUGGGCGCGUGCUUCGCCGAGGACGCGACGGGGCUGCUGCCGGGGUACUGCGCCUCGUUUCCGAGCCUCGCCGGGCCCGGGUUCGCGGCGGCCGUCGGCGGCGGCGAGCCCAUGGCGCUGCUGGUCGUCAUGCACUGGGGCGUGCUGCUGCACAGGAUGGGGCUGCGGUGCUGGUGGGCCGCCGGCGUCGGGGCGUGUCUCGUGGCCGAGCUGUCCGAGGCGCUGCCCGAGACGGAGCUGGCCUUUUUGCCGGCGGCACAGGAGGGGAUGGCGUGGGCGCGGGGCGAGGUCGGGCUGGCGGUCUGGGGGGCCUGGGACCCUGCGAUGAGUGCCAGUAUUGGGCUGUCGUAG